ACUUCUUCUCACACAUCAUUGCAACAACGUUCAAGCCACGACUCCAAUUCCGCCACCAUGGACGCAAUUAAGAAGACAUUUGCUCAAUGCAAGAAGGAGGGGAGGUCUGCCCUCGUCACCUAUGUGACUGCGGGAUAUCCUACUGCUCAAGAGACCCCAGACAUCAUGCUUGGAAUGGAAGCUGGUGGUGCCGAUGUAAUUGAGCUUGGAAUGCCUUUCACGGACCCCAUCGCGGACGGACCCACGAUCCAGAAAUCCAACACGCAAGCCCUCAAAAACGGCGUCACCACCGAAUCAUGCCUCCAGAUGGUGCGUGAUGCGAGAAAGCGAGGCCUCAAGGCUCCAGUCAUGUUGAUGGGAUACUACAACCCGCUGCUGAGCUACGGCGAGGAGCGUAUGCUGCAAGAUGCCAAAGAGGCCGGUGCCAACGGCUUCAUUAUGGUUGAUCUGCCCCCAGAGGAGGCUCUCCGCUUCAGGAACUUUUGCACCAGCUACGGGCUGUCCUAUGUUCCUUUGAUCGCCCCCGCUACGUCCGAACACCGCAUGCGCGUCCUUUGCAAGAUCGCCGACUCUUUCAUCUACGUCGUCUCCCGUAUGGGUGUGACUGGUGCCUCCGGAACUAUGAACGCUGCCCUCCCACAAUUGCUUGAGCGUGUCCACAAAUAUUCGGGCAACAAACCUGCCGCUGUCGGAUUCGGAGUGAGCACACGUGAUCACUUCUUAAGCGUGGGCAAAAUUGCCGAAGGUGUCGUGAUUGGUAGUCAGAUCGUCAAUGUUCUGGCUGCAGCCGAACCAGGGAAAGGAGCCAAGGACGUGGAAGAUUAUUGUGACAAGAUUUGCGGAAAGAGCAGCCGGACCGACAGCACUACCCGCGAGGUUGGCAUUGUGGAAACCAUGGCCAAUGCUGCAGAGCCCAAUGGAGUCCACGUCGACAAGGUCAUUACCGAUGCCGACGUGCCUAAUGGCCCCGGUCUCGCAGAUCAGAUCGAAGCUCUUAAUGCCGACGAUGUCACGAGUGAAAACGCGCUUCCUGCCCGUUUUGGUGAAUUCGGCGGACAAUAUGUCCCAGAGUCGCUUAUGGACUGCCUUGCUGAGCUGGAAAAAGGCUUCAACGAGGCCAAAGAAGACCCAAAGUUCUGGGAAGAAUACCGCUCUUAUUACCAUUGGAUGGGACGCCCCGGGCACUUGCAUCUUGCUGAACGCCUUACUGAACAUGCUGGUGGAGCCAAUAUCUGGUUGAAGCGCGAAGAUUUGAACCAUACCGGGAGUCACAAGAUCAACAAUGCGCUGGGCCAGGUUCUGGUUGCCCGAAGACUUGGAAAGACGGAGAUUAUUGCAGAGACGGGUGCUGGCCAGCACGGUGUGGCGACUGCGACCGUUUGUGCCAAAUUCAACAUGAAGUGCACCAUCUACAUGGGCGCCGAAGACGUCAGGCGCCAAGCUUUGAACGUCUUCCGUAUCAAGCUUCUCGGCGCUUCGGUGGUGGCAGUCGAAGCUGGCGCGCAGACUCUUCGCGAUGCCGUCAACGAGGCCAUGCGAGCCUGGGUUGUCAAUCUCUCCUCGACCCAUUACAUUAUUGGAUCGGCGAUUGGACCCCAUCCUUUCCCUACUAUUGUUCGUACGUUCCAGUCUAUCAUUGGCAACGAGACAAAGCAGCAGAUGCAGGAGCAGCGCGGCAAGCUACCUGAUGCUGUCAUUGCUUGCGUUGGUGGGGGUAGCAAUGCCGUUGGCAUGUUCUACCCAUUCUCCAAGGACCCAUCCGUCAAACUCAUUGGCGUGGAAGCUGGAGGAGAUGGUCUUGACACAACUCGCCACAGUGCCACAUUGACCGGAGGUUCAAAGGGUGUCCUCCACGGUGUACGUACCUACAUUCUUCAGGACAAGAACGGGCAGAUUAGCGAUACUCACUCUGUAUCUGCGGGUCUUGACUACCCCGGUGUUGGCCCCGAACUUGCCGCCUGGAAGGAUAACGAUCGGGCCAAGUACAUCGCCGCUACGGACGCUGAGGCGUUCAUCGGCUUCCGUUUGAUUUCGCAGCUAGAAGGUAUCAUUCCUGCCCUUGAGACGGCGCACGCUGUGUACGGGGCUAUCGAGACUGCAAAGACGAUGGAAAAGGGCCAAGAUAUCGUCAUUUGCUUGUCUGGAAGAGGUGACAAAGACGUGCAGAGCGUCGCUGAGGAGCUGCCGAAGUUGGGACCCAAGAUCGGAUGGGACCUCCGCUUCUAA
This is a messenger RNA of Periconia digitata, 2226 nucleotides long. NCBI's taxonomy places the organism in Eukaryota, Fungi, Ascomycota, Dothideomycetes, Pleosporales, Periconiaceae. The record is from the annotation of a GenBank genome assembly.